AUGUUGUACUCUGAAAGCGACACUGAUGCUGGAGUUCAGAGUGUACUGGAGACCAUCUCUGAUGAGGACAGCGUGGAUGCGCAGGAGAUUUUUACCGAAGCUGUCAUGGACACUCAUGAGCAGGAGGUGUACAAUCAUGCGAGGGCAUUCUUUCACGUCUUUGAGGACCUUGAGGGUCCUUUUCGACGGACCUUUCCAGAUCUCUACAUGCAGAAUUCCUGCGAGGAGCCGGAUUUGACUGAUGUGCUCGAGGGGACGUGUGACGGGGAAAAUACUGUGACAGUGGACGGGAGUUAUGUUGGUCAACACGCCUUAUCGUCGUUAUCACCACUGCCAUCAGCAUCAGUAUCCUCAUGCAAAGGAUAUAUUGGCACAGAGGGUCUGACAAUGAAUUCGUCAGCCGCCACGAGAUUCAUCGAUGCUCAUCCUGGCAAGUGCCUGCUUAUUGCCGUUGAACCCACUAUGAAUCGAGCGGAACUGCGUAAGAAACACAUCGAGGAGUAUCCUGGAAUAGAUUUUUAUGUGGGAUACAUUAACGCUGAGCCCACUGGUUGGGCAUUACUUCUCUCGGUGGAUCCAGCCAUUGUCGAGAAGUUACAAAUUCUGUAUCCAGAUAACCGUUUUGCGACGGACGAUGAUCGGAUGAUGUUCUGUAGGGAGCGGCGUACGGGGAGAAAGGGUGGCUUGACGCUGCCUGAAAGGGCUCUGACUCAGCGCCCUAACCGUGCGCUUACCAAACGUAUGCGAGAUGCCGCAGAGCUUGCACGUCUCAUUGAGACGGUUGGAGGCCCACUAAAGGCCAUUUUUGUCGCCCUCGAUGUGGAAGCCGCAGUUGUGCUUCCAGGUGGAAUUCCGCUUCCGUUGGAGAUGGCGCUGAUUCCUCUUGGCACCGAACAUGAGUUUCAAAGUUUUCACUGCUUUCUUCAUCCUGGUAGAGUUACAGAUCAAGCUACUGCCUGUGCUUUGAGCUGUGGAUACCUGAAGGGAAGCCAUUUCAUACCCUUUCGUAAUGCGAGCUUUCUCCGCCGCGAUUACAUAGAAGUAGCGAGGGUACUUGCUCCUUUUGUAGUCAGUGAGCGUGUCUUUUUUGUAAACCAGGGUUCUACUAUGGACGUUCACGCGCUGCGCUGGGUGUUUGGGGCAGCCUCUGCGAUGGAGGGGAGUGAGUUUCCCAUACCGUCUCUUCAAGAAAUCUAUUGCUUUGACAUUGAAACCGUAACCGAAGUUCUCUCUCGGGGUGGUGGAGACGGCGGGACUAAUGCUGAUGAUGCUACGGCGUGUUGGUACCAUAGCGCGAUGGAACAGACGAUUUCUCAAGAUGCAAUGCUUGAUUCCCACGCACACUGCGCGUUACGGGAUGCCGGGCGUCUUCAUAACGAAUUACGUCUCCUGGUUGGCAAUUUCGGUUCCGUGCAAACUAACAAACACUGA
Molecule: messenger RNA, 1431 nt
Organism: Trypanosoma rangeli
Lineage: Eukaryota; Euglenozoa; Kinetoplastea; Trypanosomatida; Trypanosomatidae
Exons: 1
Coding region: 1-1431 (476 amino acids)
Source: RefSeq, a predicted model, not a curated record